Molecule: messenger RNA, 893 nt
Organism: Galdieria sulphuraria
Lineage: Eukaryota; Rhodophyta; Bangiophyceae; Galdieriales; Galdieriaceae
Exons: 6
Coding region: 108-740 (210 amino acids)
Source: RefSeq, a predicted model, not a curated record
GUCCAUAACUCAAUAAUUAUCAUUGGUUGUGGGAUGUCCAUUUGUCACACACACUCACUCACUCAUAAGUGAUCACUCAUUGUUGGUGGUGGUUGGCCUUUGUUGUCAUGCAAAGCUCGAAGUUUAUCACUUCCUCACUUGCUAAACCAACGUUAGCAGCUGUCAUUGAAGAAGAAGACUCACUUAUUCCAAGGUCUCCUUUUUCUGACUCUGUCUCAAGAACUAGCUCUAACAAGGAUGAGUCCAUUAUUUUUGCAACAAGUCAAGAGAAUAGAAAGAGUUGGUUGGAAGAAACGUCUCAAAGGCAUAAGGAAAUUAACAUUCACUUAUUGCUGAAUAUAGUGCGACAGUUGUCCCAGUUACAACAUAGUGUACAAGCAAGUAGAGGAAAACGAAUGCGGCGUGAUAUAUUGCAACGUUAUCUUGGGUUGAUAACCUUGUGGAAUAUGCAAGAGAAACAACUGAUAGGGGUUAUACAGUUGUUUCGAAAAGUCUUUUUAUGGAACAGCAUUGUAUUGGAGGGAUGGGUCGUGUAUGCGCUAUUUAUGGUUUUGAAAAGUUACUUGCAUACAACACCAUUUGCUAAACCAACGCUUGGGUCGGUCAUCAUUACUAUUUUCUGUUGGUCGAUAAUGCAUUGGAUGUUGAGUCAUCGUACGAAUUGGCUGUGUCCUUGGGAAAGUAUUAUUGUAGAAUUAGGGAGAAAGCAUUGUUUUCACCCAAUGUCAAGUAAGGAAUGAACUUUUUCCGUUUUCUGGUGUAUAUAUGGUUUCUUUUCAUGCGAUAUGGGCCCAUAACCAAUUGUGUUUGAAAUAAAUGAUGAAAUUGUGCUUUUGACUGGAAGAUUACUCACAGAUAGUAAUAUAUCAAGAAAGAAAGACACUUGUCCAUGG